Messenger RNA from Lindgomyces ingoldianus, 1212 nucleotides. RefSeq lists its product as uncharacterized. The transcript is spliced from 2 exons. Lineage: Eukaryota; Fungi; Ascomycota; Dothideomycetes; Pleosporales; Lindgomycetaceae. The record is from RefSeq and is a predicted model, not a curated record. The coding region runs from base 1 to 1212 and encodes 403 amino acids.
AUGGGCAAGAAGUCGCGCCAGAGAAAGCAGAGGAAGUCCAAGGAGUCCACGCCACCAGACUCCCAAGAGCUCCAACCACCGCAAUCACCGCAACCAAGCCAACUAUUAAAGCCACAUGAUCCGUCGCAGCCAGACCAGCCGCCGAUGCCACAUGAGCCGAUGGGGGGAUACAUCCAAGACGCACCGGACCUCGAUACUCCACACAUCUGGAUCAUCACCGAACCUCUGCAGGGUGAUCGGGGCCGCGAACAGGCACAGAAGAUCGGUUGGGUCCUCACUGAGGGCACGAAGAAUCCACCCCUCAGACUCUACUGCGCACCCGAUGACCACAACAUCCAGACGCUCGAGCAGACGUUGAUUGCCCUCCACGAGAAAGGCUACAAAAAUGUCGAGGUCUGCAUCGAGUACGGCUUCACAACCUGGCUGACCCGACACCAAUCGUGCCGUCACUACCGCCGACCGCCUAGAAUCGAAGCUCUCAUGGCGAGAUACCCAUUUAUCGACACUGAAUACGAAUCACUGUACCCCCGACGGCUUCUCAUCCAGGAGACGGCCGAAUUCCUCCUUACACGCGUAGGCGCGACGCUGUUCCGGACCCUCUACAACCUCAAGAAGCGAGGCAAGCGGAGCCCACGACACAUUGCCAUUUUCGCCCAUCCUUCCGUAGUCAUUGCUCUCACACGUGAACUCGGGAUCUUUGAGCAUCACCGCGGCCUCUGGGGCCAUUUCACGCAGACCCAUGACCAAGAAGUCCGGACCCACGCAGGAGGAAUCACAUGCGCCACGCACAAUCUCAAGAGCUCAGACCCGUUCUUCAAGCGCUGGCACGCGCUCUUGAACGGAUACGUCGACCAUAUGACUGGGGUACACAAUAUCGUCUCCUUUUACGCCGGCUCCGAGACCUCUUUCCCCCAGUGGCACUUCCCUGAUCCCAUGGCCAACUUCUCGUUUCGAGUUACCGCCCGCCAGUACCUUGUGGUACUAUUUAGAUUCCUGUGGGGAUUCGUCACCAUGUUCCCCAAGACCUGGAUUUGGCACUUCAAGGUGAAUCCAUACCGCGUCCCGGCGUUUCUGUUCAUUAUCUCCGUGUAUGCUUGGUUCUACUCUGAAUUCGAGAAGAUCGCUGGUGGGAUUCUUGGAGCUGAUAUAGGCCUCCUAGCCUCAGUUCAUUUCAUGCUGUUCUUGUUCCCCCCGCUACUUGCAAAUGUUUAA